Messenger RNA from Miscanthus lutarioriparius, 738 nucleotides. The record is from the annotation of a GenBank genome assembly. NCBI's taxonomy places the organism in Eukaryota, Viridiplantae, Streptophyta, Magnoliopsida, Poales, Poaceae.
AUGCAGCAGCGGCUGGAGAUCGAGGGCUACCACGUGGAGGGCAUCUCGGUCGCCGGGCACGAGACCUGCGUCAUGUUCCCCUCCCUCAACCUCGCCUUCGACAUCGGCCGGUGCCCGCCGUUCGCCGUGUCGCAGGACUUCCUCUUCGUCUCCCACGCGCACAUGGACCACAUCGGGGGCCUCCCAAUGUACGUCGCCACGCGGGGCCGCAGGCGGAUGCGCCCGCCCACCGUCUUCGUCCCCGCCUGCCUCGCGGACCUCGUGCGGAGGCUCUUCGACCACAAGCUCGUGCCGCUCGAGGUCGGGGAGGAGUACCAGCUCCCCAAGGACCUCAGGGUCAGGGCGUUCAGGACCUACCACGUCGUACCCAGCCAGGGGUAUGUGAUAUACAAGGUGAAGCAGAAGCUCAAGGAGGAGUAUGCUGGCCUCCCUGGGAAAGAGCUCAGUAAUCUCAAAAAGUCUGGGGUUGAGAUUACGAAUGUAGAGUUAACACCUGAGAUUGCUUUCUCUGGAGAUACAAUGUCGGAUUUCAUCCUUGAUCCUGAUAAUGCAGAUGUGUUGAAGGCAAAGAUUCUUGUGGUCGAGAGUACUUUUAUUGAUGACUCCAAAUCAACUGAGGAAUCAAGAGAAAGAGGGCACAUUCACUUGUCUGAGAUAGCAAGUCUGUCUGACAAGCUUAAAAACAAAGCUAUUCUACUGAAUCACUUUUCAAAUCGUUAUACUGCUGAGGUGAGCUAA